AUGGAUGCCAUGAGCCGAGCUUUAUGCAAGGUGGCACGAUCACCGUUUUCUGAUGAGAUUGAACGUGCACAGAUGCCGCAGAGAUUUAACAAAUUGCCAUUUGUUUCAUAUGAUGGAAAGGCUGACCUUGUUGAACAUGUUAGCCAUUAUAUCCAAAUGAUGUCAAUGUACAGCCAAAAUGACGCAUUUAUAUGUAAAGUAUUCCUCUCUAGUCUCGGGCCUACUGCUUUAAGGUGGUUCAAUGGGUUAAAGAAUGGAUCAAUUCAUAAUUUCAAAGAGUUAAUACAAGAAUUGGGUGCUCAGUUUAUGAUGUGUAGUCGGGUGUCGCAACCGGUGGACGCGCUGCUGUCUAUGAAGAUGAGAGGUGGGGAAACUCUUUGGAGCUAUUCUAAUAGGUAUUUGGAGUUAUAUAAUAAGAUUGGGGGAGGUAAUGAGAAAGUAGCAGCUAGCAUUUUCAGAUUGGGACUUCCAGAGGACUCAUAA
Quercus robur (English oak) is the source of this 483-nucleotide messenger RNA. RefSeq lists its product as uncharacterized. Bases 1 to 483 code for a protein of 160 amino acids. NCBI's taxonomy places the organism in Eukaryota, Viridiplantae, Streptophyta, Magnoliopsida, Fagales, Fagaceae. The record is from RefSeq and is a predicted model, not a curated record. The transcript has a single exon.